CCUGCGCGCCGCCCCCACCUGCCCGCCUCUCGCCGUUCCCGCCCGCCGCCAGGCAGCGAGGAGCCGGAGCCGGCUCGCCUCAGGGGGGCUGCGAGCCGCGGCAGCCUGACGAGGCAAGGCGGCUGCGGAGCCGCUGUCCCGUCCCGUCCCGUCCCCACCCGGCCGGUGCGGCGUCCCCGCAGCCUCGUCCCGUCCCCGCGGUGGCCGCUCAUGAGGUGAAGAUGGUGAUCCGCGUCUUCGUCGCCUCCUCCUCGGGCUCGGUGGCGAUAAAGAAGAGGCAACAAGAUGUGGUGAGGUUUCUGGAAGCCAAUCGCAUAGAGUUUGAAGAAGUGGAUAUCACAAUGUCAGAGGAGAAAAGACAGUGGAUGUACAAAAACAUUCCUGAGGACAGACAGCCUGCACAAGGCAAUCCACUGCCACCACAAAUAUUCAGCGAUGAUCGGUACUGUGGAGAUUAUGAUGGCUUUUUUGAAUCAAAGGAGAGCAACACUGUAUUCUCCUUUCUUGGACUGAAACCUAAUUUAGCAUCAAAGGAGUCAUAACCCUAGAAAACAUAUCUGAACUAUCAACAACCGCAUCUUCUGGAUGAAUGACCCUGUUCUUCAGCACACGACAGCUUCACUUAUGGAUCACUGUGAUAGAGCAAACAAGCAUCCUUAGUAGUAGUCUGCUUGCCAUGAGACGGUGCUCUCCAACAAUACGGAGUUAAUAACAUGUAUAUGGAAUAGGAUUAAGUCUGGGCUACUGAUCUUCCUUUUUAAAAUAUUCACUGUUGGUGUUUCACUUUUGUCUUUGGAUUGCUUUUGCAGCUGGCACUGAUAUUCUAAUAGACACAUGUUUAAAGAUAAGAAGUGGAAGUGUGGGGCUCUGUCAUUCAUGGGUAUACUCUCAUAGUCAGGUUCCUUACCUUUUUUAAUCUUUCCAGCUACUGAAAAGCUGAAGGUAGCUCGUCAUGACAGUUAAAGUACUGGUGGUUAUUAGAAUGUUUGUGCUAGCUAUCAUUCAGAGGGUAAAAACUGUUGAUCUUAAGAUCUCAGUCCAAGCCAAUAACUGCUGUAUUUUUGCUAUACAUUUAUUUAUUGUUAUGUUUAUGCUAGAUCAUGUUUAUUGUAAGAAACACGGGUUGCUAACCUUUUUCAUGAAACCUUGAUUUGCCUCAUGAUGCACAUUCCAACUGGUUGUUUAAAAACAGUUGUUAUUGUGGAGGGGGUGCCAAAGUGAAAUAUUUUGACAUGGUUCCUUUUCCAAAUGAAGGUGAAAGGCAGGUGAAAACACUUGGUGGAAUUAUACUUGGUAGGUCAGAAGAGGUCUUAUAGCUAAAGAUUACAUUGGUAUUUCUUUACUGAGAAAGACUUAACACCCAAAAUUGGAACUUUAUAAUUGGACUGUCUUAAAAUGAAUUUUUGCCAAAACUUUGAGUCAAUUUUUAAUAAAACACAGCUCCACCAUUAGACACAAGGAAGUCAGAAGGACAACCAAUUAUGUGGGAAAGCUUCUUUGCAAUGCCAAGCCUCGGACUGUGGCUUGAAGGAAGCCCAGCUUCUUGUAAAAAGUGUCAGAAAGCAGCCCUGUCUGUGUAACAAAUCACAUGUUCUAUUAAAAUGAGUAAGCGUGGCAUCCUAGUCAGGUUAGUUGGAAAGGACAACUGGAGAUCAUCUGGUCCAGCCUUCUCAAAAACAGGGCUGACACCAACACUAGCUCAGGUCAGUUGUGAGGUUGUUUAGCAGUGUGUUAGAAACAUCCAGAGCUGGAGAUCUUGUAACCUGUGCUGAUGCUGCAGUACUCUCCUAGUGUCAAGCAUGCACUCCCUGGUUGUAAUUUGUGGCCGUUGCCUUUCCUAUAUUUUCUGUUACUCAUGGGAAGAGUUUGGCACCAUCCUUUUUGUGCCCUCAAGAUAGUUGUAGGGCAUUAUUAGAUCACCUCUUAGCCUUCUUGUGCCAGACUAAACAAGAAUAGCUUCAUUAACUUCUGUUCGUAGGUUCUGCUUUAGGCACCUGGCUGCUUUGGUGUGGUAGAGGGCUACUCUCUCCAGUUUCCUCACAUCCCUCUUGAACUGGAGAAAGGUCCCCAAAGUGGGCGCAGUAUUUUGGAUGUGGCCUCAUCUGAGUAGAGGGGGAUAACAACUUUGCUCAGCCUGCAGGCCACACUUGUCUUGAAAUAGUCCACUGCAUUUUCCCCCUCUUUGAAGCAAGUGCACUGCUGGUUUAUGACCAGCCUGGCUUUCACCAAAACCCCAAUCCCUUUCAGCAAGGGUUUUACUCUGUCAGUCACUUCCCAACCUUUACUGAUGCCUCACCACCCCCAAGGACAGAGCUUUACACUUAGGGAAUACCUAUAUGAAUUUUCCCUUUAGUAUAAAGGCAAGAAAGCUUUGAAAAAGGAGUUGUUAAGUUUUAAAAGAUGUCCAUCCACCGGUUAAUUUCCCUUCAGAUCCUCUGGUGCCUCCUCAGCUCAGUUAAAGGAACUAGAUGGAUUAAGAGCACGCACAGAUUUCAAGUCCAUGGUUGCAUUUACUAGUCAAAAUCUUCAUUAGAGCACCUUCUCUAGAGGACUCCUUAAUGGAGUUGAUAAUGUGCAUAUAUAUGUGUGUAUGUAUGUAUAUACAAGUAUAUGUAUAUGCAUUUCUAGGAAGUAUGUUGUAUGUAGUAAGUUAUUGUGAUAUUCUUGUCACCAUUCCCAUAUUUUGAUGAGACUUGAACCUCACUCUAAGAAGGGAAUGUGACAUGAGGCGGAGCUGUACAUUAACAAGUUAUAUAUAAUAUUCCUAAAAAUAAAAAAGUUAAAGAAAAAUAUUUAACUUUGAAAAAAGAAUACAGAUACAAAUUUACAUAAUUACGCAGUUAAUUACAGAGAAGCCAUCCUGGAUUUAUCAUGUACUUGAUAACGUUGUAAACUUAGAAAACUGCCUGAAGUCCCAGUUUCGAAAAACUCACAUAAGUGGGUAAGUGUAUCCGCUGGAGUAAUCCUGGGUGGAAUCCCAGGCUUACUGAUGCGGAAGGCAAAAUCACACUGAUUUCUCCAGGGAUGAAAUUAGUUUCACAAAACUCCUCUUGAAUUUUGAUAGUCGUAAAAUUGAAGUCUCCAGUUCAGUGGAGAGCAAGUUCUGCUGUGGCUGUUGGGCAACAGUGGCGUGUUUCAGAGCAUGCAUGUGGGUGACAUUGGCUGUGCAGAGGACGGCACUAGCUCCAAGCACAUCCUGCUUGCUCACAUGGAUCGGCAGUGCAAGUCCGACGGAGUGUUUGCUUUUGAAUUGUAUGUGGCUAGCUUAUAAAAAAGAGAGUCUAUGUGUUGCUUGAGUGUGAAUUGUGUCUGUUGUGGAACAGCCUUAUUUUUGUAAUGAAAGCAAGCAGAGUUCUAGUUUGUUACACAAGAUGAUCUGGAAUUUUUUAACCAGUUUUGUAAUAAUGAAAUGUUCAGGUAACAGAAAAGUUCUGUGGAAAUGAGCCAUUUAUUGAAAGAAAUAGCAGAUUCCUAACGUUGUGUAAAAUACUUGGUAUAAAGGUGUGCUUGAGAACCAAAUAAUCCCAAUUUUUAGUUAAGAUUUGUACGUACCCCGCUCUUUAGAAGGGAGAGCAGUGUGAAUUAAAUUUUAAUCUUUGUACCUAGCUAAAGUUGCUGCGUGGGUUUACGUGCACCCACACACUCACUGUACCAGUGGCUUUGACAGAGAUGUUCUUGUUGGUGCCACACACUACUGGAUAGUGCCUUGCCAGAAGGAGGACUGGCGCAGGAUUAGCGCAGGAUCUUCUCAGAUGUGCUUGACUUUGAACUCAGAAAGAGGUAGUUUCUAUUAUUACUAUUUUUUUUAAUAAUGCAGUAAACUGAUGUUGGUGAGUCAAAAGACACGUGCUUUGUAGGGCAGAAACAGUUUUUGCUGAGUCUUCUAAACUCUUGAUUUUUCUUAGUAUGGCUUUCUCUCUUUUAUUAUUUUAUUGACUGUUUAUAAUCAAACCUUCCAAGGAAGUGGACAUGGAGUAAAAAGCCCCUAAAUCCAUCUUUCUGCUUUAAAAUAGCCAUCUUAUUCAGGUGUUGAGCGGCCCAAGUGCUAUCACUGAAAUGAAGAGGAGUUGCCAAGCUCUCAGCAGAUUUCUUGGUCAUCCCUCCCUGCCCCUGCCCCCAGUCAGGCCGUUUAUUCAGGGAGUCCAGUUAUUCUUGGACUACCAUGCUUCCGAAGUAGGAGCCUGAGAUGUGAGGCACGAGAACUGCUUCACAGCAGUGUAAGAGCGGGGUCUUCACCAGCUAGUGUCAAAUCCCAUCAGACUUAGGGGACUUGUCCACCGGUUUCACUGGAUCCUCACGUGCAUGGCGCGUGGAGGAGGGACCCCCGGGUACCCGCCCUGUGAGGCGAGCAGGAGUGGCAGACACAGGGGCAAAUGUCUUGUUUGCAGCACCCUCAGCAGCGGUUCUCACACCGGCCCUUUGGCUUGUGGCAUCUUACGUGAAAUCACACCGCUCCCCCCGCAGCACGGCCUGGCCUUCACUCCCUAAGGGAUUUGGGAGGGGAAACAGAGAACAGCUUCCUGGGAGCACCCCUUCAGCCAGGGCAGAUCCAGCGCACUCCCUUCUUUGCCUCUUCCUAACAUGCUUCGUCCCGUCCUGCGUAGACCUGUGCUCAAAGCUUCUCCCAACCAUUCCUGACGUCCCUGUGACGCAGCAAAUGCAGACCUGGUGUUCCCCUCCCCAGCCUCAAUGUUUCGUAUCUCGGCGGGGGAGGGAGCACGCUGCAUCCCAGACUGUGUACACGUGGAGUCUUAAAUUAUGUGUUAAAGCCGUGUUCAUCAAAUAAAAAAUGUUACUC
Molecule: messenger RNA, 4798 nt
Organism: Cygnus atratus (black swan)
Lineage: Eukaryota; Metazoa; Chordata; Aves; Anseriformes; Anatidae
Gene: SH3BGRL2
Product: SH3 domain binding glutamate rich protein like 2
Exons: 4
Coding region: 222-542 (106 amino acids)
Cellular component (GO): cytoplasm
Source: RefSeq, a predicted model, not a curated record